AGUUAGAGAACCUCCCUUGCUCACCAGGAACAGACUGACACCUCAUUCUCCAAAAGCAAGAAGAAUGUUAAAGAACUUGGUGGACAUGAACGCGUGAAACUUCUCCAUCAGGCCUCACAACUCAUGGUUUAAGGGCGUUUCAGGUGGAUUUUUUCAUGCAUUCUUAUCUUUAAGGAUUUUAGGAGUGCCCAAGUGUCCUUGAUCUCAGAAAGCAGCCAUGCGCUAUCUCUUCAUUUUAGGAUUCAUAGUGCUUUUAUGUAGUUUACAAAUCGAGGCUACCUCGAAUCGCUGUGAUGAGCCACGCACUGUUCGCCAGUCCACAGUGUGCACGUCCUGCGCUGCUGCACCUGCUAUAGUCUGCCCACAAGGCUUCAAGAAGACGUUGACUGAUGCUGAGUGCCGCUACAAGGUGCAGGUUGGUGACCGCCUGAUGGAGCUUCCUGGCUGCUCUCGCUUCUGUGAGAACGUCGCUCUCAUCAAGCGAUGCUGUCCUGGCUUUUUUGGGUCUCUGUGUUCAUCAUGUCCUAGCGUGUCAGGGAAAGUGUGUAACUGGCAUGGUACCUGCAUGGAUGGUGAAUCGGGGAACGGCACCUGUGUGUGUGAGGAGGGCUACACUGGGUUUGCGUGUGAAAAAUGUUCUAAUGGGAAGACCUAUGGUGAGCGCUGCAGCUCAGUGUGCGAUUGCGGGCACGGAGAAUGUAAUUCUGGUCCAAAUGGAGACGGACGGUGUUACUGUCAACCACCAUAUUCAGGACCAAAGUGUGACCAAGUUACGUCCUCCUGUUCAGAUUGCAGUCCCUACUCAUAUUGUAAAGGAGAGGGUCCGAGUGCUCAGUGCGAAUGUCUUCCAUCAUUUUCAAAAGUUGGACGCACCUGUGUAGGUGUUUGCACGAAGGAUGUUUGCGACAUAAAUGCAGAUUGUUCGUAUAAGGGUGCAGGGCAAUUUCAGUGCACAUGCAAAACUGGCUUCGAGGGAGAUGGCAAAUUCUGCACCCCGAUCAACUCUUGUUCUGGGGAUAAUGGAGGCUGUCCGACAAACUCCACUAUUUGUGAAAACACAGGACCAGGCCAAUCAAUAUGUGUAUGUAAGAGCGGGAUGGAAGGAAAAGACCCUCGUGCUGGCUGUAAGCUGAAAUCUGCCUAUAAGGAAAACACAUGCCACAGGACUGCACGAGCUGAAACUGGCCAGGAUGGAACAGUCAGAUGUAUUUGCAAUCCUGGACAGAUCGGCGAUGGGUGGCGCUGUUAUGGAGAUAUCAUGGAGCGUGUUUUGGAACUGGAUCGGGAAGGCCUCCAGGCAGGAAACCUCACCGGAAGCAUUGCAUUGUUCGAGAGAGGAUGUAAUCUCAUUCUGAGCAAACAUGGGCCAUUUACAGCUUUUAUCCCAGUGGACACAUCACAAAUAUCUAUUGGCAAACUUAAUCAGCCAAGAAGAGCAGAAGCCAUCUGCAAACACCACCUCAUUCUCGGCCAACGUCUUUACAAAGAUUUGGAAGGUCGAGAUUUAUGGACAUAUGGAGGGGAACUUAUGAGAUUUAAACCAAACAAGAAGUUUAUUUCAAAAAAUGAUCCUGAUACACUGUUCACCAUAAUCAAAAGUGACAUACCUGCAUCCAAUGGAAUUAUCCAUAUAGUGGACAAAGUGUUUACUUUUGCAACUGUUGACACCUCAGACAGCGUUGAGUUUUCUUCAAAAACCAUCGGCGACAUUCUUGCAGAAGAUGCCAGAUUCAAUAGAUUUGUAUCUCUGAUAGAUAACUGUGGAGCUCCAAUGCCACUCCAAGGUCCAGGGCCACUCACACUGUUUGUCCCAACCAAUAAAGCUGUGGACAGAUCUAGGGAUGGUAGUAUUAUAUACAUGCUAAAGGAUGCCAAGCACAAACUUCAGGAGCUUCUGAGGCACCAUAUGUUCUCUCAGGCAGCAGUAACCGUGGACCAGUUGGCAAGCAUGACAGAGAUCCAAACCAUGGCUAAUCAAGUCAUACUGAUCAACGUCACUGGUGAUGGAAGAGUUUUGCUUACUGAAAAAGGAAUUCACCUUGAUGUGAAAGAUAUUGUUGCAUCCAACGGAAUUAUUCACAUGAUUGAUGGACUUCUUGUGCCGCCGUCCAUCGUUCCGAUCAUGCCUCAUCGGUGUGAUGUUAAUGAGACCACCAUCAUUACGAGUCCAUGCGUAAUGUGCAAAUUCAUUGCUGAGUCACACUGUCCACCUGGAAGUGAAGAACAGACUGUCCGCUUUCAUAAUUGUGAUCCUCUUCCUGAUCCACGAUGGAAUGAUUUUACCAGCAUACGAGGGUGUGCGAAAUACUGCAAAGCAAAACGAACGAGGGCUGAAUGCUGCAAAGGCUUUUUUGGGCCUGACUGUAAACCCUGUAUUGGAGGUUUCCAACACCCGUGUUAUGACAAAGGCACUUGCUCUGAUGGCAUUUAUGGAGAUGGCUCAUGUAAAUGUAACCCAGGCUUUAUGGGCAUUGGGUGCCACAUCUGCUCUAACCCAAAGAAACAUGGAGAAAGCUGUGAUGAAGAUUGCCGUUGUGUUCAUGGCGUGUGUGAUAACAGGCCUGGCAGUCAGGGUGUGUGUCGUAGGAACUCCUGUCAGUCUGGAUACACUGGAGAGCUUUGUGAUCUUACAGCCACGCCCUGUGAUUCAGACGGUGCCUCUGAACACUGCCAUAUCCAUGCUUACUGUACACGCGUUGAUGGCAUAAACACGUGUGUAUGUAAGCCGGGAUAUGAUGGCGAUGGAUACUCCUGCACUGAAGCCAACCUGUGCCUGAAAUCCGACAGAGGAGGAUGCCACAUAAAUGCACAGUGUGUAUAUGCAGGCCCUGGAAACGUGUCAUGCGUGUGUAAUAAGGGAUGGAGGGGUGAUGGUGUUGUGUGUGUGGAGAUCAACAACUGUUUAACAGAGAAUCGUGGAGGGUGUCAUGAACAGGCUGAAUGCACCCACACCGGACCUGGCCAGAGUGAAUGUGCCUGUAAGGAAGGAUUCAUGGGAAAUGGCAUCAUGUGUCAGAUCGUUAAUCCCUGUCUGACAGACAAUGGAGGCUGCCACGCCAUGGCAAAAUGUUUGUUUAAUAACAGCGGCAUACACGAGUGUGUUUGUCCAGAAGAUCAUGCAGGAGAUGGCUUAACAUGCUAUGGGAACAUACUGAUGGAAAUAGAUGGAAACUCAGAUUUCUACACUUUCAACCGCUAUUUACAAAGACACCCAGUGAUCAGUGCUGAGAGCAAUGUGACUGCUUUAGUUCCAUCCAGGGAUGCAUUUAAUAAUCUGACUGAUGCAGAAGAGCUGUUUUGGACCGAUAUGUACCGUCUUCCUUACCUCCUGCAAGCUCACUUCUUGGAUGGCAUUUACACCUAUGAUGACUUGACGAAGCAGGUCAAUAAAACAGUCCCAACUAAAUCCAAGACAAAAUGGGAGAUCACGAUUAACAAUGGGGAGCUUAUGAUUGAUAAUGCUGCUAUUCUUGUCCCUGAUCUCCAAGCAACCAAUGGGUUCAUUCACAUCAUCAAUACAGUUCUGAAACCACCCCUUUCGGACAUCCCCCCUCCUCCCCCUGACCUGAUGGAGGUCCUCAAUAAGACUCCCUCAUUCAGCCUGUUCAGAGAAGCAGCACUGCUGUACAAUUUAACAGAAAACAUCUCAACGAGGUACUUCACUAUCUUUGUUCCAUCUGACAGAGCAGUGAAGGAGUACUUGGAGAAAACUAAUUCUACAUGUCUGGAGGAAAACGUUGUGAAAUAUCAUGUCAUUACGAAAGAGCAGCUUUUCCCUGAACACUUGACUGAUGGGACGUUAAAAAAUACCCUUCUUGGAAAUGACUAUCAAGUCAUGAUUCACUUAAACAGUGAAAAUAAGACACUCAUUAAUGAUGUAGCAUUGGAUGGGAACUUCACCGAGAUAAGACUCGGUGUCCUUAUCAGCAUCUCCCAGGUUUUAACGAUUCACAAAAACUACUGCAGCAAAGACAUGUACAUGAAAACCUUUGGACGGUGUUCUGCGUGUGACACGGCUCCCAAAUGCUCGUAUGGCAGCAGGCCUGUGAAGGACACGUUCCCUUUGAAUAUGAAGCCCAACUGUAAAUACAGGAAGAGAGUAGGAAAAAGGAGAAAAUCGGUGCCAGGUUGCAUGAUAGACUGUGUAAAUAAAAUAAAGGAUCAUUCCUGCUGCCCUGGGUACUUUGGACUUAACUGUUUUAAAUGUCCUGGAACUGUGGACAACUGGUGCUCGAACAACGGCAAAUGCCAGGAUGGCAUUUUGGGCAAUGGGGAGUGUCUGUGUAAUGAAGGGUUUCAUGGCACAGCAUGUGAAAUGUGUGAGCCUGGAAGAUAUGGCAAAGACUGCAAAUCAGAAUGUUAUUGUGAGCAUGGAAAAUGUCUGGAUGACAUAGAUGGGAAUGGAAAGUGCAUCUGCUACAAGGGUUGGAAAGGAGUGAACUGUUCCGUCGAGAUCGUUAAUGAUGAAUGCGGAGGCAUUUGUGAUCAAAAUGCCAACUGUUUUUCUCCAAGUUCAGGAGUGAAACCAACAUGUGUCUGUGCAGCAGGUUACCAUGGAAACGGCACCUUCUGUCAAGAAACGAACUUGUGUGCCAUUAAUAAUGGUGGCUGCUCAGAACAUGCAAUAUGCACAAAAAUCUCACCUGGAGAAAGGAGCUGCACAUGCAAUAAAGACUACACUGGAGAUGGAACUGUGUGUCUGGAGAUGGACCCCUGUCUUGUUAAUAACGGAGGAUGUUCUGAAAAUUCAGAUUGCAUCAAAACUGGACCAAACACAGCUGCAUGUGUUUGUAAAACGGGCUUUGCUACAAAAAGAAAUUUCUGCAUACCGAUAAAUCUCUGCCUAAAGGACAAUGGAGGCUGUAGCCCCAAUGCUAUGUGCCAAUACAGUGGCCCGGGUGAGAGGAACUGCACAUGUCGAUAUAACUACAAAGGAAAUGGUAUUGAGUGUAUGGGCUCUGUCAGUAGAGAGCUUCUUCACAAUCCGGCUGCUAAUUGGUUCCGGAAAAAUCUUGCACAAUCAGGAGUCAAGGAUUUGUACAGUAGAGGGCCUUUCACCUUGUUUGUGCCUCACACAGAUUACAGUGGAAAUUAUUCGCUUGAUCUAUGGGAGCAUAAAAACCGCAGCCCAGAUCUUUUGCGAUACCACAUUGUAGGCUGCGAAGAAAUAUCUGAAACACAACUUAGGUCUAUCACACGUGUGGUCGCUGCUUCUGGGCAUGUGUUGAAUUUCAGCGUACGAGAUGGUGCUGUGUACAUUAACGGCAAUGCAAAAAUAGUCAUUAGUGACUAUGAAUGUUCCAAUGGAGUCAUACAUUUCAUAGAUAAAGUGCUUAUCCCAUAUGAACUGAAGAACAAAACUGAAGGGGUUGCAGAAUCUUUGAAUGUCACCAGUGCAUCAGAAGCAUUUGGAUAUACUGUGUUUAGCAAGUUAUUACAGAAAGCCAACUUGAUGGAUAUGCUGCAGCAUAAAGCAUUUCAGCCUUUCACCAUGUUCUGGCCUACUGACAAAGCAUUCAAUAGUCUACCACAGGAGCAGAAGAACUGGCUGUAUAGUAAAGAUCAUCUUGACAAACUGCAGGCCUACUUGAAAUUUCACAUAAUUCGUGACCAGCGAACGGUUGCUAUUGCCCUGCCGACAGAAAAAUCUGCCCGAUCGAUGUAUGGAGCAUCGCUGACUUUCAGUUGUAGCCAAGAUUUAACUGGAGAAAUUUUAAUCAAUGGAAAUGAUGCCAAGAUUGUCCAACGCCAUCUGCAAUUCCUUUCGGGAAUGGCCCAUGGGAUUGACAAGGUCCUAGAGCCCCCAAAUAUAGGGGCGCACUGUGAUAACUUUACAUCAUUGGAGAUUAAAGGUCGCUGUGGGUCUUGUAGAUAUCCACCACCUUGCCCCUAUGGCACUGUGUUCACUAACAAAACCAGUACGUGUAGUGGAACAUGGAGUCCUUACAGACGCCAUUAUUUUUAUGAUGAUUUCGAUUUUUCUGCCACUUUUCCUUUUCGUUCUUUUGGCUGUAGCCGAAUGUGCUCAAAAAUGUCAUGGGUUUCAAAGUGUUGUAAGAACCACUAUGGACAAAACUGUCAAGUCUGUCCUGGGGGCUUGGAGGCACCUUGUGGAGUCCAUGGUGAUUGUAAUGAUGGGCGAUAUGGGACAGGGACUUGUAAAUGUCACAAAGGUUUUAAUGGGACAGCAUGCGAGCUGUGUGAGAAGAACCAUUAUGGCUUUAACUGUACAGCCUGUACAUGUACCGUUAAUGGGAAGUGUUACGAUGGCAUAGAUGGUGAUGGCAGCUGUUUCUGCAAGGAGGGCUGGACAGGAGUGAUGUGCGAGUCCAAAAUUGUUGAGAAGCCAGUAUGUUCUCCUGAGUGCCACUCUAAUGCUGUGUGCCAGCCUGAGAAUCAGUGCCAAUGUGAACCACCAUAUGUAGGAAAUGGCUAUAUUUGCACAGCUCCAGAUUUGUGUAGUGAAUAUAAUGGAGGCUGCCAUGAGCAGGCUAACUGCACACAGUCUGAGGUCAAUGUGAUAUGCACUUGUAAAGCAGGCUACACUGGAGAUGGCAAUAUCUGCUCCCCCAUCAACCCCUGUGUUGAGGAAAUUAAUGGUGGCUGCAGUGAUUUUGCAAACUGCAUUUUCACUGGGCCUAAUGAACGGCGAUGUGAAUGUCAUCAAGGGUACGUUGGCAAUGGAGUCCAGUGCUUUGAGAAGGUGGUGCCGCCUGUCGAUCGCUGUCUGGAGAACAAUGGAGACUGCCAUGCUAAAGCAAUCUGCAAAGACUUGCAUUUUCACACCAAAACAGCAGGUGUCUUCCACUUGAGAUCAUCAGCUGGGAAGUAUAAGAUGAACUACAGCACAGCAGAGGCUGCCUGCAAAGCUGAUGGAGCCAUGCUCGCUACUCUUAACCAACUCUCUGAUGCCCAACAGUUGGGUAUGCACUUGUGUGUUGCUGGAUGGAUUGAUGGGAAAAAAGUUGGUUAUCCUAUCCGCUUUCCAUCUCUCAAAUGUGGUGACAAUCAGGUGGGUGUAAUCCAGUACAAGGAUCCUGAUGUAAACACUCCUUAUGAUGCGUACUGCUACAGAAUAAGAGAGGUAACAUGUGAAUGUGGAUUUGGAUAUGUUGGCGAUGGAGAAUUCUGUAACGGCAAUCUUGCCUCUGUCCUUGCUACCCAUUCAAACUUCUCAGUGUUUUACUCCAUGUUAGUGAAGCAUGCAGAGGCGGCUGAGGAGGGGAAAAAGCUCUUGAACCUCUUGUCAACAAGUUCAUCAAACACAACACUUUUUGUUCCACAUAACGCUGGAUUUUCUGCUAAUGAGACUCUGUCACUUAGGGAUAUGGAAUAUCACGUAUCCUCAAACAACAUCCUUCACUACUAUGAAGAUCUGAAACACAACACAGUAAUCCCAUCUCAGCUGGGUUAUAAUCUUAAAGUCGUAAUAGCAACAAACAACCAAACACAAGCUGAGGAUUCUCCACCAGCAAAAUUGGUCAAUAAACGGAUGAUUUUAAUUUGGGAUAUUCCAGCCACUAAUGGUCUGAUCCACAUAAUUGAGGGACCGAUCAAAGCACCUCCUGUGACCCCUCCAACACCUUCAGCUGUCCACUCGCAGUCCAGCGCACCCACUGUGACUGCUGUAUUGAUCAUUAUUUUUAUUGGAGGUGUUAUUGCUGGUGUGGCAUAUUAUUUCCUGAGACAUAAGAAUGAUGCCUUUAGCUUCCAGUAUUUUAAGAAUGAUGAUGAAGAUGGUACGUCCACUAAGACCAGUGCCAAUCCUGCUAUUGUGUCCAUCCCAAACCCUUUAUACAGUGGAUACAGGGCAUUUGCUGAGCCAUUUGGGGAAGGAGAACAAUGUGAAUCACCUGCAUCGGUUGCAGCAGACACACCAAACCUCUUGGACUAGCACUCAGAAUUCCAAUUUUUAAAAUCAAUGUUUUAAUCAGAAUUUGACAAACAUUUCCUGUAAGCAUGUUGUGUCUGGUAUAUAAGCCUUAACCUUUGCCCUUCAGCUAUGUUCAUUAAUUAAGACACCCAAAGGUUGAAGAUUUAGAACGAUAGAGUUAUAUUACAUUUAAUCUGAUGAUCAUGAGACCGAAUACAGUGCAAGAACAGAGCUCAGUAGUUGAUGGUUAAGCUUCUUACUCAAUGGUUUCUCAGUCUUCAAACAUUUUUCAAACUUUGUAAAGAUUGUAAGAUCUCAGCCAGUAAAAAUGGUUUGAAUCCAGAACCAAAAAUCUGCUGCUUCCAAUUAUCACUGACUUUAUUGGAAUAGACUGGCAUUAUUAAUAAAUGGAAUUAUUUCAUAGUCAUAGAAUUGUGUAAGUUAUUUACAAAACUGCCAGUAAUAUAAAAUGUCAAUGCUUUAAUGUUGUGAUUCAUUAAAAAAAAAAAUCAUUGCAA
Tachysurus vachellii is the source of this 8391-nucleotide messenger RNA. It is a transcript of the gene stab1, whose product is annotated as stabilin 1. Gene Ontology annotation, biological process: cell adhesion. NCBI's taxonomy places the organism in Eukaryota, Metazoa, Chordata, Actinopteri, Siluriformes, Bagridae. Bases 218 to 7894 code for a protein of 2558 amino acids. Gene Ontology annotation, molecular function: hyaluronic acid binding. The transcript is spliced from 69 exons. The record is from RefSeq and is a predicted model, not a curated record.